CAAUAAUUGUGAUUGAUCCGAUGAAUCGUCUCAGACUUAAUGAGUAAUUGUCGUCCAUCUUGGUUGAUAAAACACCAUUAGUAUGAGGACUGAGGCGGUUUAGAGGGGUGUUCCUGUAUUGAUGACGGGGUUGGAGGAGGACUAAAGGUCCAUCUGAUAAUCCUAAUCCUGUGGGCUGAAGGAUUAAGUCGCCCCCAGUCCUGCACAGACCCGCAAACUUCCAGGCAGGCGGAUGCUCCAAUUAGCGUCCGUCAGGCUUCGUCAGCGCGGCGCAGAGUGAUUCUGGGCCAGCAGCGGUCCCUGGGAGAGCCACCUCGCCCAGAGAGGAGGAGGAGAAGACACUGCGGUGUAUUUAUAGCUAAAUGAGGCCUCACAACGGCCUUUUUUGGACAGAAUUAUUAAGGAAGUGAGGUGCGCGGUGCAGGCGUCCCAGUUUUCUGAUUACCAGUGUGCAAGCUGGCUAGGCUGAGGAUGAAUCAGGGACUAACUCCCUGACACACUCACAGAGAGACUCACUGCACACUCACCCUCUGCUCAUGACGAAGCGGCUGCGCUCUUAGGGUGGAGGAGCAUCUCCAGCCGCUGACCUGCUCCGCCUGCCUCCGGCCUCCUGGGACGUUUUACAGCUGGACUGACUGACUGACUGACCGGCAGGAUGAAGAAGUUCCUGCAGAAUAAAAAGGGCAGAUACUCGUUCCGGCAAAGCAAACGUGGCCCUCGCUGUCCAUCGAAAGAUUUCUUCCUCAGCAUGCCGGCGUCCAACCAGGGCUGGCCCGAGGACUUCGGCUUCCAGCUGGGCGGAAGCGGACCCAGCUACAUCCUGUGGGUGGAGGAGGGCAGCAGCGCCCACCUGGCCGGGCUGCAGGCGGGGGACCAGGUCCUGGAGAUCGAGGGCCACAACGUGUCCACUUUGGCCCCGCAGGCCGUCAUCGCCAUCGCACAGACGCAGAAGAACAUCCCGCCCAGCAUCGGCGUGGUGUCCCGCAUCCAGCAGAUGGACAUCGUUCCGGGUCCAGACAGUCGUUUUGGCUUCACCAUCGUGGGAGACUGCCCCCUGCUGGUGGAGGACUGCUCACCGUGCUCCCCCGCCGGUCGGGCCGGGCUGCGGGCCGGAGACUUCGUCAUGGAGGUGAACGGGAUCCCCGUCAGGCACCACGAGAUGGCCGCCGCGCUCAUCAAGGCGUCGCAGGGCCGGACGCUGCGCCUGGGCGUGCUGAGCCUGGGGCCCCGGCACAAACGCAGCACCAGCCUGGAGGACGGCCCGGCGGGCGGCGAGUGGGCCCGGCUGGACCGCAAGCACAAGGCUCUGGAGUUCAACAUGAAGGUGGAGCAGCUGCUGGGCGAGGCCCCGGAGGUGAAGGAGAAGCUGUUCUCCGUGCUGAAGCAGUACGCGGCGGAGAAGAAGGUGGAGUGGCUGGCCUCGGUGCUGCCGGAGGUCCUGACCACCGCAGAGCAGCGGCAGCUCAUCUCCAGCAUCAGAAUCUUCGUCCCCAAGAAGCACCGGCAGCGUUUCGACGAGGCCGUCUCCCAGAACGUCAUCAACCGGCUCUGCCGCUCCAAGAGCAUCAGCGAGCCGCAGGGCCGCAUGCGCCGCAGCCGCAGUGAGGACCAGUCCGACCGCCGCCACGGCUCCAAGCGGGCCAGCUCCGUGCCCAGGGACGGCGGAGAACCAGAGAGGGAGCGGGGCGCCAGGAAGGCCGGGGGCCCCACGUACCCCCCGCUGGGGCCCAACCAGAGGGUGAUCCGAGUCUACAGAGGGAAGAAGAGCUUCGGCUUCACGCUGCGAGGCCACGCCCCCGUCUGCAUCGACUCCGUCAUCCCAGACAGCCCUGCUGAGGAGUGUGGCCUGAAACCCGGUGACCGCAUCCUGUUCCUGAACGGCCUGGACAUGAGGAACUGCUCCCACGAGAAGGUGGUGUCCAUGCUGCAGGGCAGCGGGGCGGUGCCCACCCUGCUGGUGGAGGACGGCCCGUCAGACUUCUCUUCGGACCAGACCGACCCAGAAGAAUCCCCCAGUCUGGCUCCCGCCAUGGUUCCCCGCUCCAGGUCCCCGGCGCUCAGCUCCCUGCAGUGGGUGGCAGAGAUCCUCCCUCCCAGCAUUAAGGUUCAGGGUCGGACCUUCAGCCAGCAGCUGGAGCAUCUGCUGACCAUCCAGGAGCGCUACACCGUCUGCAAGGCCCUGGAGACUUUCUUCCAGCACAGGAACCUGGACAGCCUGAUAGUGGACAUCUUCCCGGUGCUGGACACUCCGGCCAAGCAGCUGAUCUGGCAGUUCAUCCACCAGCUGCUGACCUACGACGAGCAGGAGCGCUGCCAGAACAAGCUGUCUCGCUUCCUGGGCUUCAAGAGCAGCGUGCUGCUGGAUCCUGACUGCGCUCCAGAGCACCACAAACGCAGCAGCUCCAUGCGGGUGACCGGAUCGUCGUAUCGCAGCUGCGUCAGGGAGAGGAGUUCUGACGACUGCAUCAUCGGGACUCACCUGGGAAUGGGAAUUCAUGUGGAUGAAUGUGGGAGCCCGGAGGAGAGGCAGUCUGGAGACGGGACCUCCUUCCCCGAGUCCCCGGACCUCAGCCAUAUGACAGGUGUGUACACGGAGCUGGAGAACCUGUACGCAGGGAAGAGCGUGUCGCCCACAGAGCCGGAGGCAGCGGGACAGACCGAGGCCUACAGCCGCUCUCUGUCCCCCCUCACUCUGCCCCCGCUCACAGGCAGCAGGAAGUCGGGUCUGUCCCUGUCCUGGAAGGAGCCGCUCCCCUCCGCCAUCUACCAGGUGCAGCACCAGAGCAGCGUGGAGUCCAACCCCUACGUCAGCCUGGAGAGCCCCCCCGCCUCGCCGCCGCGCCCCGCCAGCGGCCCCAGCACGCUGACCCGCCGCAGGAAGUUAUUCACCUUCUCCAGGCCGCCCCGCAGCCGCGACACCGACAAGUUCCUGGACGCUCUGAGCGAGCAGCUGGGCCACCGGGUCACCCUGGUGGACGACAACGACUACGAGGAGAUUGAUGAAGGUGAUUGUCAUGGUUACAGAGGAAGAGGGUUGUCUGUAAGUAAAACCUGUUUCUCAGUAGCAGCUGAAACUUUUAAACACAUCAGCAGGGAUCAGGCACAACAUUAUGACCAGAGGCUUUCCAUCAUGGCUGCCGUUAGUGUGAAGCAGCAGGUCAGAGCUGAUAAACCUCUGACCUCUCCCUCCUUGCAGAUGAGCUUCCCAGAGGAAGUGGGCGUGGCCUUCCGGCCGCGGCGCCUCAGCAGCGGCAGCAGCGCGGAGCGCAGCAGCAGCAGCGGCGACGAGGACGCCCCCUCUCCCUCGUCCUCCUCCGGGUCGGAGCCCAUCCCCCCCCCGCCCGACCAGAGCCCCCCACCUCCCCCGCCCCUCCAGGCGCUGAUCCCGCCCCCCGUCCAGUUCACUGACCCGCUGCCGCCGGCGCGGUUCUCCCCGGAGCGCGGCCCCCGCAGCCGCGCCCCCUUCCAGCCGCAGCACCCCAUCAUCCCGCCGCCGCCGCCGCCCCCCCGCACGCUGCUGGCCGCGCGCUCGCCGCUGCUCAAGCCCACCAGGGAGGAGGUGGAGAAGGCCCGGCAGCGGUUCCGCUCCUCGUCCAGCCGCUUCUCGCAGGGCGCCGCCCCGACCUGCUGCACGCUGCACGCCGCCCCCCCCCCGCAGCACCCACCUGCCCGCCAGCUCAGCCAGCCGCAGCCCGCCCCCCAGGCCUCCCCCCUGCCGCUCCGGCCCAGCCAGCUGGUGCUGCAGCGCCACCAUCAGCUGCACCACCAGCACAGCUACCAGGGCCCGCUGCCCCCCUCCCUGCAGAACCAGAACCAGAACUCCUCCCUCCCCACUCACACCGGCAGCUUUGACGCCCCCCCACCGGAGCCGCAGUCCCAGCAGGCUCCGCCUCCUCCGCCCCCUCCCCUCCCACCGCCCUGUGACCCCCCCCCGCUGCCAGCGGGCCAGCAGCCGUCCGACGCCAACCACAUGAGCGUGAAGCGUCUGCGCUGGGAGCAGGUGGAGAACUCGGAGGGAACCAUCUGGGGUCAGCUCAGAGAAGACUCGGACUACGAUAAGCUCAGUGACAUGGUGAAGUACUUGGACCUGGACCUGCACUUUGGGACUCAGCGCCGACCCAAACCGGCAUUCCUGCCAGAGAACCUGAAGAAGAAAGACGUGGUGGAGAUCCUGUCCCACAAGAAGGCCUACAACGCCUCCAUCCUCAUGGCCCACCUGAAGCUGUCUCCUGACGAGCUGCGCCAGGUUCUGUUGGACCUGAGCACGGACCGGCUGGAACCGGCCCACAUCAAGCAGCUGCUGCUCUACGCGCCCGACCAGGACGAGGUCCAGCAGUACCAGCGCUUCCAGCAGGACCCGGCCAAGCUCAGCGAGCCGGACCAGUUCAUCUACCAGAUGCUGACGGUUCCGGAGUACAAGACCCGGCUGCGCAGCCUCCUGUUCAAAACCACGCUGCAGGAGCGGGCCGAGGAGAUGAAGGCGGCCUUUGACUACAUCUACAAGGCCUCGGCGGAGCUGAAGGGCAGCAGGAAGCUGGCCAAGAUCCUGGAGUUUGUCCUGGCGAUGGGAAACUACCUGAACAACGGUCAGCCUAAGAGCCACAGAACCACGAGCUUCAAGAUCAACUUCCUGACGGAGUUAAGCACGACGAAGACUGUCGAUGGAAAAUCCACCUUUCUUCACAUUCUGGCCAAGUCGCUGAGUCAGCACUUCCCCGAGCUGCUGAGCUUCCCCAGAGAGCUGCCGACGGUUCCUCUGGCCGCUAAAGUCAACCAGAGGGCCGUCACCACAGAGCUGAGCGAGCUUCACGCCGCGGCCCAGGACAUCCGGACGGCCUGCCAGACGCUCCCGGCGACGGCCGACGAUCACUUCGCUUCUGUCAUGAGCAGUUUUCUGGAGAACAGCCACCCGGCCCUGCAGUCCCUGGAGUCCCUCCAGUCCCGGGCCAUGGCCGAGUUCUCCAAGGUGGCGUCCUUCUUCGGGGAGGACAGCCGGUCCACCAGCACCGACUCCUUCUUCGCCAUCUUUGCAGAGUUCAUGUCCAAGUUUGAGAGAGCGCUGAGUGAGACCCAGAGUUCUGAGAACCCCCGCAGCCCCCGACUGUCCUCCCCCAUGGCCUGGUAGGAGCCGCCGGGCCGACCGGACCGGACCGGAUCAGAACUGGAUCAGGUGUUAGAUUAGGUGCUGAAACAGACAGAACAUUGCUAUCUCUGUAAGAAGGAGAAUAUUUAUUGUCAUUAUUAAUAAUAUUAUUAAUAAUAUUAUUAUUGCUAAUAUUAUGAUAAUAUUGUAAAUAUUAAGUUUUCACGUUAAAUAUCCUGACGUUAAUAUCUGAUAUUCUGUUUGUUCUGCAGCUCCAGUAAAUUUAUGUUUUCACUUCUGGAGAUUAUUUUUCAUCUGAGCUGAAGCAUAGAUUUUACCAGAUAGAUUGGAUCAGUUUUCUGGAGGAGCUGCGGUCCAGAUUUACUCCAGAUGAUUCUAGAUUUAAUCUGACAUCAGGGACGAUCAGACGGAGAGCGAAGUGAAUAUUUAUUACGUAAAAAUGCUUUUAUUUUUUAAGAAGCCGAUAUGAAGAAAUUUCUGAUCUGAUAAACGUUUUUCAUCACUUCAGUCUGCGAUCCGAUAAAAUCCGUUCUGAUCCGUUAGCCUCAGUUUGGCUUCAGGUUAUUAAUAAACUGAGUCCAGAUAUUUGCCGCUGCUUGCUGGUUUACCUGGUAACCAUGGCGACCCGUCCUGUUCAGUCUCUUUCUGAUCUUUCUAUGCAUCCUGCUUGUUGGCUCCGCCCCAAAAAUCCGUUUAUUUUCUUAUGAAACUUUUUCUUGUUCUGCGGCUUCGGUGAGGCGACGCGGCGCAGCGGCAUGACGUCACUUCCUGUUGGGAUGUGCAGCUGGUAGCAUAUCUCUAGUUCCAGUAAGGUUCUGUUCUGGUUCUGUGGUUCUCAAAGCUUUUCUGCUUUAAAUAAACUUCAUGUUUUGGA
Xiphophorus couchianus (Monterrey platyfish) is the source of this 5978-nucleotide messenger RNA. RefSeq names its product glutamate receptor, ionotropic, delta 2 (Grid2) interacting protein, b (gene grid2ipb). Gene Ontology annotation, molecular function: protein binding. NCBI's taxonomy places the organism in Eukaryota, Metazoa, Chordata, Actinopteri, Cyprinodontiformes, Poeciliidae. The record is from RefSeq and is a predicted model, not a curated record.